GCCAAAGGCGUCCUAACGCAAAAACUGGGACCUUGGCGUCGGCCGGUGGCCUACCUGUCCAAAAAGCUAGACCCAGUGGCAGCUGGGUGGCCCCCUUGCCUACGGAUGAUAGCAGCCAUUGCCGUUCUGACAAAAGAUGCAGGCAAGCUAACCAUGGGACAGCCGCUAGUCAUCCUGGCCCCCCAUGCAGUAGAGGCACUAGUCAAGCAACCCCCUGACCGCUGGCUAUCCAACGCCCGCAUGACCCACUAUCAGGCGAUGCUCCUAGAUACGGACCGGGUCCAGUUCGGACCGGUGGUAGCCCUAAACCCGGCUACGUUGCUCCCCCUACCGGGGAAAGAGCCUCACCAUGACUGCCUCGAGAUCUUGGCCGAGACACACGGAACCAGACCAGACCUCACGGACCAGCCCCUCCCAGACGCCGACCACACCUGGUAUACAGAUAGAAGCAGCUUCCUGCAAGAGGGACAACGUAGGGCUGGAGCAGCGGUGACCACCGAGACCGAGGUAAUCUGGGCCAAGGCGUUGCCAGCCGGGACAUCCGCCCAGCCAGCUGAACUAAUAGCACUCACCCAGGCCCUAAAGAUGGCAGAAGGUAAGAAGCUAAAUGUUUAUACUGAUAGCCGCUAUGCCUUUGCUACCGCCCAUGUCCAUGGAAAAAUAUAUAGGAGACGUGGGUUGCUCACCUCAGAAGGCAAGGAGAUCAAGAACAAGGGCGAAAUCUUGGCCUUACUGAAAGCUCUCUUUCUGCCCAAAAGACUCAGUAUAAUUCACUGCCCAGGACAUCAGAAAGGCAAUAGUGCUGAAGCUAAAGGCAACCGAAUGGCGGACCAGGCAGCCCGGAAAGCAGCCAUGGGGACUGACACAAAGGCCUCCUCACUUCUCAUAGAGACCUCAACCCCGUACACUCCAGACUUCUUCCAUUAUACUGAGACAGAUAUAAAGAACCUACAAGAGUUGGGAGCCACAUAUGAUAGAGAGAAAAAAUAUUGGGUCCUGCAAGGUAAACCUGUGAUGCCUGACCAGUUCACCUUUAAAUUAUUAGACUUCCUUCACCAGCUCACCCACCUUAGCUAUCAGAAGAUGAGGGCACUUCUAGACAGAAAAAAAAGCCCCUAUUACAUGCUAAAUAAAGAUAAGAUCCUCCACGAGGUGGCGGAAUCAUGCCAAGCCUGUGUCCAAGUAAAUGCCAGUAAAGCUAAGGUCGGUCCCGGGGUGCGAGUAAGAGGACAUCGACCAGGCACCCAUUGGGAAAUUGACUUUACUGAAGUAAGGCCCGGACUGUAUGGGCAUAAGUAUCUUCUGGUGUUUGUAGACACGUUCUCUGGCUGGGUGGAAGCCUUCCCAACCAAGCAUGAGACUGCCAAAGUUGUGACCAAAAAGCUUCUAGAAGAAAUAUUUCCAAGGUUUGGAAUGCCCCAAGUAUUGGGGACUGAUAAUGGGCCUGCCUUCGUCUCCCAGCUCACUUACAGGCCCUCCAAGCAGUACAACGAGAGGUCUGAAAGCCUCUGGCCGCUGCCUAUCAGGACCAACAAGACCAGCCUGUGAUACCACACCCCUUCCGUGUCGGCGACACCGUGUGGGUACGCCGGCACCAGACUAAGAACUUGGAACCUCGCUGGAAAGGACCCUGUAUUCUCAACCGCUUGGUCCAGUUUGUAAAAGACAGAAUUUCGGUAGUGCAGGCCCUGGUUUUGAC
Messenger RNA from Mus musculus (house mouse), 1699 nucleotides. RefSeq names its product predicted gene, 41844. The transcript is spliced from 2 exons. The record is from RefSeq and is a predicted model, not a curated record. Bases 106 to 1548 code for a protein of 480 amino acids. Lineage: Eukaryota; Metazoa; Chordata; Mammalia; Rodentia; Muridae.